Messenger RNA from Gavialis gangeticus (Gharial), 671 nucleotides. It is a transcript of the gene DNAJC15, whose product is annotated as DnaJ heat shock protein family (Hsp40) member C15. NCBI's taxonomy places the organism in Eukaryota, Metazoa, Chordata, Crocodylia, Gavialidae. The record is from RefSeq and is a predicted model, not a curated record. Gene Ontology annotation, biological process: protein import into mitochondrial matrix. The transcript is spliced from 6 exons. Gene Ontology annotation, cellular component: PAM complex, Tim23 associated import motor. Gene Ontology annotation, molecular function: ATPase activator activity. Bases 39 to 476 code for a protein of 145 amino acids.
CCCUCCUAGGCCAUCAUCCGGCUUUUUGCGGCCCUGUCAUGGCGGAGGCCGGGGCCUCGUCCGAGAGGCUGCGCUAUGUCGAGUACGGCGGCAGGGGCCGUGCAGGGGAGCCCGACCUGGACCGCGGGCUGGCUGGAACUAUGAUAGCAGUUGGCCUGGGUGUUGCAGCUGUUGCAUUUGCUGGUCGCUAUGCAUUCCAGCUCUGGAAGCCACUGGAGCAAGUAAUCUCAAAAACAGUAAAGAAGAUUUCCACUUCUAGUCUUUCAUCCUACUAUAAAGGUGGAUUUGAACAGAAAAUGAGUAGGCGAGAAGCUAGUCUCAUUUUAGGCAUAAGUCCAUCUGCUAGCAAGGCCAAGAUUAGAACAGCUCACAGGAGAAUCAUGAUUCUGAAUCACCCUGAUAAAGGUGGAUCACCUUACUUAGCAACAAAAAUAAAUGAGGCCAAAGACUUGCUAGAAACCAGCACCAAAAAUUGAUGCUCAAGGACUUCUGUGAUUAGGAAAAAUGAAACCUUUUAUAUAUUCUUUUCUACAGGAAAUCCUGUGGAGAUAUUUUGGGACAACUAUCAGCCACUCAUUUUACACAAUCGUUUACACUGAAUCAGAUGAUCUGUUAUUUAUCUUCAUAAUUAAAGAUUUAAGACUAUUUAAAAAGUGAACUGAAAUAUUUCA